CUUUGACUGUUGUGCAAUUUGAAGGUUUCGGUGGAGUCCCUGCUCAUAGAAAACUAUUUUUUUUUUUUCUUUUUCUCAACAGACUUUUACUGGGCCGGUUUUCUCCUAAGAAUUAAAGAACAAUAUUAGAUUUUUCUCUGAUCGUCAUGAGAGGGUGCAUUACCAUGGAGAAGAUAGGUGGGAUGUUUAGUGGCGCCAUGUUCCUUAUUCUUGGUUUUCUCUCAAUGCAUUCAUGGUAUUCAUCAAAUAUUUCCUUUUUGGAGAGCCUACCAUCUUUCAAUGAAGCAACACUGGGGGCCACUGUCAAUUUGGAUGACACACUUAGUUUUGGGGCCAGACCCGAGGUUAAGACACGCACAUCAUGGAAUGCUCCUAUUGUCUGGGAAUUAAUGUUUAACCCAGAUCUCUAUGACAGACGACACCAAGAAGCCAAAACAACUGUGGCUCUAACUGUGUUUGCUGUGGGGAGGUACCUGGACGCCUACUUAAACACCUUUUUGACUUCGGCAGAAAAACACUUCAUGGUUGGACUACCUGUAACCUUCUAUGUGUUUACUGAUCAACCAGAAAAAGUACCAAACAUUACUUUAGCUCCUCUGCGACACCUGAAAGUGAUCAAGGUGGAGAGGUACAGCAGGUGGCAGGACAUUUCAAUGAUGAGGAUGAAGACCAUAUCAGAAAUAAUUGAAAAAGAGCUCCGUCACAACUUCAACUAUGUCUUUUGUUUGGAUGUGGAUCAAGAAUUUAAGGGGCGGUUCGGCUCUGAGGCUCUCGGGGAGUCUGUGGCUGUGCUGCACAUCUACUAUUACAAACUUCCAAAGACACAGUUCACCUAUGAUAGAAACCCCAAAUCCAAAGCCUACAUGACAGAAGGAGAUUACUAUUACCAUGCGGCAGUCUUUGGAGGGUCAUGCGAUAAAGUAAAAGCUUUGGCAGAUUAUUGCUAUUUGAGUACAAUGGAGGAUAAACUGAACAAUGUUGAAGCUUUGUGGCAUGAUGAAAGUCAUUUAAACAAGUAUUUCUGGCUUAACAAACCUAGUAGAAUACUUUCUUCUGAGUACUGCUUUGACCCACUGAUUCAUUACAAGACUGAAGUCAUAGUCCCUCGUUUAGUAUGGGCACCAAAACAAUAUACAAAACUUCGCACUUAGGGCAAAUGUUUAACCCUUGUGCUAUCUUAGAUGACCCCACCCUUACAUUGCCGUGUUCUCCCUACCAUGACAAAGGUGGA
Molecule: messenger RNA, 1231 nt
Organism: Oryzias latipes (Japanese medaka)
Lineage: Eukaryota; Metazoa; Chordata; Actinopteri; Beloniformes; Adrianichthyidae
Product: N-acetyllactosaminide alpha-1,3-galactosyltransferase-like
Biological process (GO): carbohydrate metabolic process
Cellular component (GO): membrane; vesicle; Golgi apparatus
Molecular function (GO): hexosyltransferase activity
Source: RefSeq, a predicted model, not a curated record